Molecule: messenger RNA, 708 nt
Organism: Puccinia graminis f. sp. tritici CRL 75-36-700-3
Lineage: Eukaryota; Fungi; Basidiomycota; Pucciniomycetes; Pucciniales; Pucciniaceae
Exons: 3
Coding region: 1-708 (235 amino acids)
Source: RefSeq, a predicted model, not a curated record
AUGGAAAAAAUCAACUCUACCAUCCUCAAAACAGCUCUCAAGGCUAUUCCUCUCCUCACCGCCAACAACUACACCCUUUGGCAAAAUUGCAUUGACGACAUGCUUGAUUUGCAAGGACUUUGGGAUUCUCUGACAUCAGAGAAAGACUCAUCCAUUCACCCCAACAUCAUCAAUCACGAUAACAAAAAGGAUGCUCAAAAGAUAUGGUCUUCCAUAUCUGAUUUUUUUGCCUCUACUCAACCCACUAAUUGCGCCCGAGUUUUCAAUGAAUUACUAGACUUGUCCUUCAACUCCAACAAUGUUCAACCCUUCAUCACUUUGGUUCGAACAAUCAACUCUCAACUUUUCAAAAUUGGUAUUGAUUUACCUCACAAUUUAGUCACUUACAUUCUUCUCAAGAAACUUUGUCCUUCCUUGAAGAACAUCAGUCAGAAAAUUACACAUUCUGACAAACCUCUCACCAGCAAUCUAGUUUUAGAUCAUCUCAAGUUGUUCAACAACAAUCAAGCAGCCAUUGCUGCUAGAAACACUGGAUCAAAAACUGAAGUUGUGGCUCUUUAUUCCAAUUUCUCAAAGAAAUGCAAGAUAAUGGCUCACAAUUUCCUCUCCAAUCAUCCUGGAUCCUCGUGCUGGAUGUUAUAUCCUCACCUUCGACCAGCCAACGGUGUCAAAGCAAACCAAUCAGAAUCAACGAAAAAGGAUCAGUGA